AGAGAACUUCCCUCUGUGAGAGCAUUGCAAAGCUUCAUUCCUGUCUUUUUCACUCGACCAGCAACAUCUCCCUGUAAAGAUGGCCCCUAAUAUGGUGAUCCAGAAUAUGCCCUUCAAAGUUGGACAGACCGUGGCUAUUGCGGGAACUAACACACCCAAUGCAGCCAAUUUCUCUGUGAAUAUUGGCCACAAUGAUGAGAACUAUGCCUUACACCUGAAUCCCCGUUUUGAUGCCUGUGGACAGAGGAACACGAUUGUCUGUAACUCUUUGGAAAAAGGCUGCUGGAAGGAGGAGGUUUUUCCUGGGGGCUUUGGUUUCUUCAAAGGAAAGAACUUCAAGAUCAUCAUUAAACUGACCUGUGGAGGAUUUUUGAUUACCUUACCGGAUGGCUUUCAAUUCACUUUCCCCAACCGCCUGCAUUCAGAUGAAUACUCCUACUUCUGCUUUGUUGGUGAUGUUAGCAUCAGGAGCGUUGAGAUUUACUGAGCUUCCAUAAUCAUAAAUCUGCACCCAGCAUUGCUGCUUUUACACAAAACAAAAAAUAAAAACCUGUGUUUUCCCUUUGAUCUUAUAACAAAAGUCGUUUGGUAAGUGCAUAUACCAGCGUCAAUGAAAGAUUUCAGUACAUAAACUUAUUAGAAACCCAAAAAUGUCAACAGAAGUGUUAGGAUUCAAUGACCUCUAUAUCUGUAACGUCAUUAGUAAACAAUAGAAUAUGUAAGCCACACAGAAUUUCCUUCAAUAAAUCUUUAAAAGUCUA
This is a messenger RNA of Oryzias latipes (Japanese medaka), 761 nucleotides long. RefSeq names its product beta-galactoside-binding lectin. Gene Ontology annotation, molecular function: galactoside binding; laminin binding; carbohydrate binding. Lineage: Eukaryota; Metazoa; Chordata; Actinopteri; Beloniformes; Adrianichthyidae. The record is from RefSeq and is a predicted model, not a curated record.